Halichondria panicea is the source of this 879-nucleotide messenger RNA. Its product is annotated as E-selectin-like. The transcript has 5 exons. Lineage: Eukaryota; Metazoa; Porifera; Demospongiae; Suberitida; Halichondriidae. Bases 1 to 879 code for a protein of 292 amino acids. The record is from RefSeq and is a predicted model, not a curated record.
AUGUCCUCACCAUCUCUCCAACACCUCUCUCUGGGUCACCAGUCACCGUGGAGACCACCUCAGCACAGAUCACUGUUUCCUACAACACUCCCUACACAUGUGACAAUCAGAGCUGUCAACUGUGCUGGCUCUAGUACUGAUGUGAUGGUGAUGAUUCCUUUUAUUGUUACCUGCCCCUCCAACCCAACACCUGCCGAUCGAGUGACCAUUAAUAGUGCUCCACCACUGCCUGCACUAGUAGGAUCAACUCUUAGCUUCACUUGCAAUGGACAGAUGGUACCAGCAACCUGUGAGAGUAAUGGACGAUGGUCACCUGACCCCACCACAUACGUUUGUCUCUCAGAUCUCACCUGUGGCUCUCCUGCUGCACCAUCCAAUGGCAGUGUGGACGUCAGUGGUAGGACACCACCCUUCUCACUGGGUUCAGAGGUCACCUAUCACUGUGACGAUGGACUGUUCCCCCUUGAUGUGAGGACAGAGUGGGGAGAGUGGGUGGAGAAUCCUGGGAGCUUGGUGUGCAGGGAGAGGCCAGUCAACUGCACCCUUCCUACUGAGCCUUGCAAUGGUGCUAUAGUUGAGUAUGAGAGGUUGAACGAGACAGUGUUGGAGGGAACAGUGCUGACCUACCAGUGUGACAAUGGAUUCUCACUGACUGGACCCAACACCAUCACUUGCACUAAUGCUGGAGUCUGGAGCACUGAGCCUGAGGCAAUCAUGUGUGUAGUUUCUACUGUCGCUCCCUUGUUCUCCACUUCUGCAACUGUCGCUAUCAGUGUGGUCAUCACUUUCAUUGUCACUCUAGUCGUUGGAUUCCUCACUGGACUGCUAGUGAUGUAUCUUUUCUUUCGUAAGAAAGCAGUGUACUUCCCCAGCAACUGA